AUGGGGAGUUCUAAUAGGAACGAUCCUCAAAUUUUAGAAACCCAAAUACCAAUUAGACAAGAAGAAGAUGCUAAACAAUGUUGGGUGUGUUUUAGUACAGAAACUGAUGACCCUAAUGCUUUAUGGGUCAGGCCUUGCAAAUGCAAAGGAACAGCUAAAUGGGUUCAUCAGUUAUGCUUGCAAAGGUGGGUAGAUGAAAAGCAAAAAGGGAAUUAUUCUGGAAAAGUCUCUUGUCCUCAGUGUAAUACAGAAUAUAUAAUUGUUUAUCCGAAAAUGGGUCCACUAAUUGUGAUAUUAGAUUCAUUCAAUGCAGUCGUUUUUAAAGUAUGUCCGAUAAUUGCUGCAGGAGUAGUUGUUGGUUCAAUAUAUUGGGUUGCAGUUAGUUAUGGAGCAAUAACUGUUAUGCAGAUCAUGGGUCAAGAAAAUGGGUUAGACCUUAUGGAAAAUGCAGAUCCUUUGAUGCUUUUAGUAGGGCUUCCUAUCAUACCAGUUGCCUUAAUAUUAAGCAAAUUAAUUAAUUGGGAAGAUACAGCUUUAACAUUUUUAAGAAGAAAUGCAAGGAAAGUUCCAGUACUUAAGUAUAUUCUACCUUUUUUAACGUGGUACUCUGUUGAAAACAAUGGUCAAAGCCCUGCAGCUGUGCCACCCCUAAAUGAUCCAAUAUCAGCAACAAGAGUUUUAUGUUCAGCCCUUAUACUUCCUACAAUGGCUACAAUUACCGGGGGUUUAUUAUUUCGAUCAGUUCAAUCAAACGUUCAACGAACGUUUUUAGGUGGAAUCGCUUUUCUUACAAUUAAAGGAAUAUUAAAAUUAUAUUACAAACAGCAACAUUAUAUUCGACAGUGCAAGAGAAAAAUAUUAGAUUUUCCAACUGCUUCUUCUCCUAAUUCUACUCCUACAAGACCUACUGCCAGACAAGACAUUAUUGUCGAAACUGGAAAUUCAUAA
Pediculus humanus corporis (human body louse) is the source of this 948-nucleotide messenger RNA. RefSeq lists its product as uncharacterized. NCBI's taxonomy places the organism in Eukaryota, Metazoa, Arthropoda, Insecta, Psocodea, Pediculidae. The transcript has 6 exons. Bases 1 to 948 code for a protein of 315 amino acids. Gene Ontology annotation, molecular function: zinc ion binding. The record is from RefSeq and is a predicted model, not a curated record.